CGAUAUGAAAUUAUUUGAUCUCGUUUGAUCCGGACCAGACCUCACCGCACUACUUCCCCGCCCUACUCCCAUCAUGAGUUUCAAGUUUCAACUAUUUAAAUAGUGGAUACGGAAAGGUGUUUCCAUCAUUCUAAGAACAGACCAAUCUGAUUCAAGCUCAAGUAUUGGGUCCCGAAGACGGUGGUGGAACCAACCAAAUAUUAAAAUGGAGUUUGAGUCUGGGUUUCACUGUCACCAAGCAAACGGCACAGAGUGGGUUCGGUGACGUGUUAUCAGGUUGGGGGGCCGGGGAUCGGGAGUGGACUUACUUGUCGAUUAUCAAUCACCUCCAUUCCUGUUUACUUUUUCAUUAUAGUUAAGAGAGGGUGAACAGCCGGCCAGCCAACCAUUGGCUUGGAGCAAAGGCGCAAGGCAAAAGGGAACCCAACAACAAAAAAGUCUGUGGGGGAAUGCACUGAUAAACAAUGGAGUUUGUCGGAUAGGUAAAGCACGGCGAGGGGUAUCACCCCCCAGCUUGAUUCCGUAGAUGAGCCGAAGCUUUUAAGGAAGUGGAGCGGUGGGAGAGAAACGGACGAAAGUAAAGGCAGUUGUUGCGCCAACACUCCCUCUCCCACCAAACAAAAUCUCUGUUUCUCUCCCUCUCUCUGUGUCUUGAUCAUCUUCCGCAAUUCAGCAGCAGUAGCGAGGAAUUUUGCUUGAUUACAGUAAAAGGGUGCGUGACCAUUUCUCUCUGUUGUUCUUGUAUCACCAUGAUUUUACAGAGAAUUCUGUUUGGAGGCCCCCCCAAGUUCCCAGCUUUGAACGUAAUCUGUGAUAGUGUAGUGUUUCUUGGGAGAACCCACAUCAGAAAUGGUUGUUUCUGCAGGUUCCCUUCAUUGUGGAAUUUGAUCGAACGGUUGGUGUGAUUGAAAGAGGUUCUUUCCAAGGCAAGUCUUAUGAGUCUGAUUCUCCCACUGCUGCUAAUCUCCCUCUGAAAAUUUCAUCAAUACUUCAGUUUUUGUUAUUGAAUAUAUCCCUUAAUAAUGCCAAGUUAGUGGUGCCUACAAUUCUGCAGGGAGCAUGGUGCAUACAUGCGAACUGAAGCAACAAUAAAGAACCACCCUGCUUCACUGUAAAAAAAAAAAAAAAAAAAUGUUUGUUUGCUUUUCAAUGGCAGGGAGUCAACCUCCCAUGUCUUCAAACUCUGCGUUUCCUCUUGUUCCUGCUGCUAUUCCAGCAACAUGUAGAGAACCUGGAUCACUGCUCACCACAGAGUUCAGCAACACCAACUUGUUCGCGAGCUACGAUGACUCGAGAAGAAUACAGCGGAUAAAGAAGAUGUUUGAUGAGGCUCAACUUUCAGUGUCUGCAUACGACACCGCCUGGAUGGCAAUGGUCCCAACUCCUACUUCAUCCAUGGAAGACUCUCCUUUCUUCCCUCAGUGCGCUAGAUGGAUACUGGACAACCAGCUCAGUGAUGGCUCUUGGGGUCUCCCACUCCCUUGCCGUGGUCCAUCCUUAAUCAAGGAUGCUCUCUCCUCUACCUUGGCUUGCAUUCUCGCUCUCCAACGUUGGGGCCUUGGUGAACAACAAGUCACUAAAGGCCUCCGGUUUCUUGACUUCAAUUCUGCUUCUCUAAAGGAUCAGAAGCAGCAUGUACCUGUUGGGUUUGACAUAAUAUUCCCUGGCAUGAUUGACUACGCAAGAGAUUUGGGAUUGAACCUUCCUUUCAAGUCAACUGAUAUAGAAGCUAUGCUAGAUAAGAGAAAUGUGGAGCUUACAAGUGGGUUCGGUAGAAAUGCAGAGGGAAGGAGAGCCUACUUGGCCUAUGUUUCAGAAGGUAUCCAACACUCACAAGACUGGGACAUGGUGAUGAAGUAUCAGAGGCAGAAUGGAUCCCUGUUCAAUUCACCUUCGACUACUGCAGUUGCUUUUUCUCAUCUUCAAGAUCCUGAUUGCCUUCGCUAUCUGUAUGCCGUCUUAGACAAAUUCGAGAAUUCAGCUCCAGCAAUAUAUCCAUUGGACAUACGCAGCCGCCUUUCAGUCAUCGACACUCUUGAUAGUCUAGGAGUUGCUCGCCACUUCACCAAUGAAAUAAAGAUGUUGCUGGACAAGACAUACCAAUGCUGGUUGCAGGGGGAUGAAGAUAUAUUUCUUGAUACAACCACAUGUGCUAUGGCUUUUAGAUUGUUGCGUGUCUAUGGAUAUGAUGUCUCUUCAGAUCGGCUAUCUCCAUUCUCAGAAGACUGUUUCUUCAAUUCAUUAGAAGGAUACUUGAAGGACAAGACAGCCGUACUGGAGUUACACAAAGCUUCUCAAAUAAUUUAUCGGAAAGAACCUAUCCUGGAAGAAAUAAGUUCUUGGACCAUGAAUUUCCUGAAACAGGAAUUCUGCAAUGGCUCAAUUUAUGUGGACCAACCUGGUGACAGUAUCAGCACAAAGGUGCAUGAUGCGCUCUCAUAUCCCUAUCAUGUUGAUUUGGAUCGCUUAGGCCAUAGGAGAAGUAUUCACCAUUAUAGUGAUAUAGAUAGCACUUGGACCUUGAAGACCUAUUGUUGUCCAAACAUUGGGAACAAGGAUGUCCUUAAACUGGCAGCCGAUGACUUCAACCUCUGCCAGUCGAUACAGAAGAAAGAACUUAAGCAGCUAGGAAGGUGGAUUAUUGAGAAUAAGUUGGACAAGCUAUCAUUUGCGAGGCAGAAGCUGGGCUAUUGCUACUUCUCGGCUGCUGCAACUCUCUAUGCACCUGAAUUAUCUGAUGCUCGCAUCUCGUGGGCCAAAAAUGGCGUGCUUACAACAGUUGUGGAUGACUUUUUUGAUGUUGGAGGUUCCAUGGAAGAAUUAGUAAACCUUGUUCAGUUGCUUGAAAACUGGGAAGUGGAUGGAAGCACUGAUUUCUGUUCUGAGCAAGUUGAGGUCCUUUUCACAGCGAUUCGUGGCACCAUUCGUGAGAUCGGAGACAUGGCAUUGGCGCGGCAAGGACGUGAUGUCACCCGUCAUAUAAACGACAUUUGGGUAGAAUUGGUGAAGUCAAUGUUGAAAGAAGCGGAGUGGUCAAAGAACAAAUGUGUGCCAACAAUGGAGGAAUACAUGAAGAACGCACAUGUAUCAUUCGCAUUAGGCCCGAUUGUUCUUCCAGCUCUUUACUUAGUAGGGCCAAAACUCUCGGAGGAGAUGGUGAGUGGUGCAGAGUAUAAGAAUCUGUAUGAAGGGAUGAGCACUUGUGGUCGCUUGCUCAAUGACUGGAGAGGAUGCCCGAGGGAUUCGGAGCAAGGGACGGUGAAUGCAGUGUCAUUGUUGCUGCUUGAAGGCGACCGGACCUUGGAUGACGCCGUGGAAGAGGUGAGGGAAGCAAUCGAGAAGGAGAGGAAGCAAUUGUUGAGGUUGGUGUUGUUGGAGGAGGGGGAGAAGGGAAUGCCAAAAUGCUGCAAGCAAUUGUUUUGGAACAUGACAAAGGUGCUUCACCUUUUCUACAUGAAGGAUGAUGGAUUCACUAAUGAGGAUAUCGUCAAUGUAGCCAAAUCUAUCGUUAAUGAACCCAUCCACCUUGCUCCUUAAUGAUAUGCAAUUCGCCCGCGUCCACAAUGGUGAAGUUUUAAAAGAAAGAAGCUUUACUCUAAUGGAGUGGAAUCGGGGCGCCAAGCAAUUUUGCUUUGUGACACAAUUGAUCCACUUAUUAUUAUAUAAAACAUGAAAGCUGGGUACGCUUUUUCGCCCAAAGUUUUUGAACACAGUUUCAAUUCUUAACGUUUAGUGGGCGACGGGAAGAAGAGCCUCUUAUCGAGAGCUUCCCAUGGACUUCCUUCCCGAGCUCUACGUACCUUCUGCUCCACGGCGACCUUACCCUGAAAUCAGCAAUCACGAGCCACUGACCAUGCCUUUGCUUCGCUACCUUUUCCCCAAAUCAACAAUCGCAAGAACUGUCCAUACUUUCUGUACCCUCCAUCCCUUCAAGACCUCACCCCAAAAUCCACAAUCACAUCCACCGCUUUAGUCUUUUCCGUCCCCUCACAGCUGUUCCUCCACGCCAUCGGGCGUGCUUUCUACAGUACUAACCUUAUUUCCCUGGUUUAAGAAAAGACUUAAUACUGCUUUCCGCUGCUUUCCCGUUCCAUGCUCUCCGCCUCAACUGGAGUGGCCGGCGAGGUGGGAGGAAAGACGAGGUCUGAUACGUCUGUCGAAGCAGCUACAAUCAACCUUCAACAGAGAUGACGAUGACGACGAGAAAACGACGGCGACAAUGAUUUGGAAGAGUAUGCCGAAGACGACGCCAUUCGUUUCUCCGGCAGCCUUCACUCACCCUCCUCGAGCUCCACCAGCAGGAGCUCUGACACGGAAGGUCACGACGAGGAGAAGAAUGCCGACGCCGACGAAGGUGUCAGAACUUUCAACCCUUGGCAAAGUGCACAAAAAAAUCCUUUUGAUGGCAUCAUCAGCCUGAGUUCUACGACCCAACAUCAACUCUCAGGCCUCAUUCGGUAAGUGAAAACCCCAUCCUUUCUUCCCCUCUACCCUUUCUAGUAUCGAUUUGGGUCUUUUGCUGAAUUUAGUGCAACAAAACAGGGGGCAGAAGAUGUUGCCUUGAACAACUGGCCUGCACUAUCAAGACCAUAAACUGACUUACAAAGACAAAGAAAGGGAUUACAACGCGUUCAUGGAUAUAACAGGGGUGAAGACUGGUCCAAACUGGUUCUACUUCAAGCCCCAAUUAGCCGGGAGAAGCGUUGCCUUGAGAUGAGAAAGAACGGUAAGAUGGAGAAAGCUUUCAGCCCAUUUUCGAGAUCGAACUGCCUCGCCAUCAGGUAUGUAUUUGUUUCCUCUUUGAUCCUCUUCCACGGGUUGUAGGUAUUUCGCUAAUACUAAUCAAAGUGUCAAACUUGGUUGCUUUCUUACAGAUUUUGACUCUUGAAUCAGUGAUUAGUAUUGGUGGGGAGAUAAGGAAGUUUUGGAUGGGAUUAUUUGUGAUGGAGAUAUCAAAUUACAGAGGAAAUCGCAGUCGAAAAGUGUUCAAAUUAGUUCCAUGAGACUGGGAACAACAAUAGCUUGAAAGGUGUCAAUUUUCUUUUCUUGGCAGAUGGGUUGUAAGUGCUUUCUUCUCUAUAAAUUUUCUCUAUCUGUGCAUUGAUUCAUUUACCAUUCACAUUCUAUGAGACUUUGAGUGUUUGCCUUACUCUAUUGUUUGUUUCAGUUAAACAAAAUCACCAUCAUUGUCGCUCGGUAUGGGGUCCGAGAGGAGUUGCCGGAGCUCUCUGUAGUUUAGAGUUUCAGAUUGUUUUCCAAAUUGAUUGGAUUGCUCCCAUCUCUAGAUAUUUUCGCUUACACAUAAACUAAUUAUAUUUCCCAUUGUUUGCUUUUUUUAGAGGUCGGGACCUGUAGUGCUUUUGGGUUUUAUUGUUCCAAGCUCACCCUGAAGAUGUUGAAAUUAAUGAUGGUAUGUCUUGAAUCAUUUUAUAUUUGAAAGAAUGGGCUUAAGCUGAUAGGAUAGCUUUAUCUUGUUGUUCUUCAGUUUCUACAUGCCACUGAAGACGUGAAAGAACUGGAAUCUAGAAUUGAAGAACAGUAACCUUUACAAGGUGCAAACUCCACUCACUGAAUGUAAGUUUCUGAACCUUUUUCGUGAAUUUAUUGCUCAAAUUGUAUGUCUGCGAAUCCAUGCUUGAAUGCUCAAUUAAAUGGAUUCAUGUUUGAAUGUCAACCCUUUUCGUGAAUAUAUGGUGUUCAUUUCCCUGUUGUCUACUCUAGAUCAGUUUGUUAUUGUUUCUUAGUCACCUUUUCCAUAUUUUUGCAUACGCUCUACUAAUUGCAACUUCUCUUAGUUCCCACAGCUGGCAAGAAAUACACCACCACCAAUCAUGCUUUGAAUGAAUCUUGCCAGAAGAGUAAGGUAUAAGAUUCUUCACUUUAAGAACCCAUGUUAAGUUUCCUUUAUAUGAUUUUGCUGUGGAAAGUCAUGAUCUGAUAGGUACUCAUUUUCUAUUCUUCUUCGGCUUGCUGAUUAUGUAUAAAUAAUUCCAGGAUCAUGCCCAUGGAAAACUCUUCUGAUAGAAUGACAGAUUAGUUCAUGACUACGAAUCAAGAGCUUCCACCAGUAAGGGACAUUGAGGGCCUGCUAUGGUUUUUUUUAAUGAAGGUGAAAUUUCAUUAAAAAAGAAUACACCAGAGGUGUAUGAAAGUGUUUUCCGGCGAGGAAAAACUGGUGUUUGAACACAAUGAAUGCACCUUGACUUCUCGAACAACGAUUAAUAACACGGUUCACUCCUCUCCGAACAAUGUUCGAACGAGGGUGUUUCAUGUUUUUGAUGGUUUUUGUGAACAAUCUAAGUUACUCUACUCCUAUGGAGGUUCAGUGAGAGCUCCGAAAGACUAAAAGCUGAUUUGCAGAGAAAAGAUAAAUUUUGACAUUGUGC
Messenger RNA from Linum trigynum, 6386 nucleotides. Lineage: Eukaryota; Viridiplantae; Streptophyta; Magnoliopsida; Malpighiales; Linaceae. The record is from the annotation of a GenBank genome assembly.